CGUCGUUCCGGGUUCGGUGAGUGCCAGCCGGCCACGACGAGUGAAGGGUUCCGCGCCGAGGAGCGGAACCGCGCAGUUCGGGAGGCAGCAUGAAGGAGCGGAACCUGAUCGAGACGGCCAAGAUGCAAGGCAACGUGCUGGAGUUGGUGGGCAGCAACCCACCGCAGAGGAACUGGAAGGGAAUAGCGAUCGCCCUCCUUGUCAUUCUGGUCAUCUGCUCGCUGAUCGUUACCUCUGUUAUCCUGUUGACACCAGGCGAAGAUGACCGUCUGGCUCUCAAGGGCAAAGUGACGGUCGAGGACCUUUUUAGAAAAGACUUCCAGGUCCACCACCCGACCGCUCGAUGGAUCAGCAAUAACGAGUUGCUGUACCGCGACCGCGACGGCAACGUGGUCCGCUUCGACGUGGACGACGACAACAAGACCAUCCUGGUGCACCACAAGAAGUUUGAGAUGUACAAAGCCAGCAAGUACGAAGUCUCUCCGGACCUGAAGCACGUGCUCCUGGCCUACAACGUGGCACCGGUGUACCAGUACUCCUACACGGCCUUCUACAUCAUCUGCAGCUUGGAGACACCUGAGACGUGGAACCUGAACCCGCCCGAGGUGCGCAACGCUCAGCUGCAGUACGCCGGCUGGGGGCCGCAGGGCCAGCAACUGAUCUUCAUUUUCGAGAACAACAUCUACUACCGCUCCACGGUGGCGAGCCGCUCCAUCCGCCUGGUGUCCUCGGGCAAGGAGGGCGUCGUCUUCAACGGCCUCGGCGAUUGGCUGUACGAAGAGGAGAUUUUCGGCUCCCACGUGGCCCACUGGUGGUCCCCGGAUGGCGCCAGGUUGGCGUACGCAACCAUCAACGACACUUUGGUCCCCAAGAUGGAGCUGCCCAUGUUCACCGGCAUGCCCUACCCGACUGGGAAGGAGUACCACUAUCCCAAGGCCGGCGAGGAAAACCCGCUGAUCACUUUGUACGUGGUCAACCUGAACGGGCCGCUUCACACCAUCGAGAUGAGGAGACCGGAUGACCCCAGGCUGAGUGAGUUCUACGUGACCAUGGUGAAAUGGGCCACCACCACCAGACUGGCCGUCAACUGGCUGAACCGAGCCCAGAACAUCUCCGUGCUGACGCUGUGUGAGGCCACAACGGGGGUCUGCACCAAGAAACACGAGGACGAAAGUGACGGAUGGCUCUACAGGCAGAAGGAGGAGCCGCUGUUUUCCAAAGACGGUCUGAAGCUGUUUUUCACGAGGGCCAUCCCGCAAGGCGGCCGGGGGAAGUUCUUCCACAUUUCCAUGUCCGUCACGCAGCCAAACACCAGCACAGACACUCUUCAGUCCAUCACGUCCGGAGACUGGGACGUCACCGAGAUCCUGGCCUACAACGAGGAAAGCCAAAUCAUAUACUUCGUGAGUACAGAAGACGGCCCGAAGCGACGGCAUCUAUACAGCGCCGACACGUUCGGCUCGUUCAACCGCCGCUGCCUGACGUGCGGCCUGCCCGCCGGCUGCGGCUACGUCGCCGGCUCCUUCUGCCGCAACAUGAGCUACUUCCUGCUCCGAUGCCAAGGGCCGGACGUGCCGUUCGUGUCGAUUUACAAGACGCAGACGGACGAAAGACGCGUGGAUGUCGACGGCGAGAUGGGCGACGGCGAGAGUAUGGUGGAGGUCCACAAACUGGAGAGCAACGAAGUUCUGCGGCGGACGCUGGACAACAUGCAGAUGCCCAUCGUGGAGUACCAGGACGUCAGCGUCGACGAUUACACUUUAUCGAUGCAGAUUCUCAAACCUGCAGGCUUUGUGGAGACGGCGCAUUACCCUCUGAUGCUGCUCAUCGACGGCACCCCCGGCGGCCAGAGCGUGUCGGAGCGCUUCGGCGCGGACUGGGCCACGGUCCUGGUGAGCAGCUUCGGCGCGGUGGCGGUGCGCUGCGACGGCCGAGGGGCCGGCUUCCGGGGCACCAACCUGCUGCACCGAGUCCAGAAGAGGCCCGGCGUCCUGGAGGAGCACGACCAGCGCCGGGCCAUCAGCAUCAUUCUGAAGGAGGCGUACAUGGACAAGACCAGAGUCGGGGUUUUCGGAAAGGACUACGGCGGUUACGUCACCAGCUUGUUGCUCAGCGGCGAGCGAUCUCCGGCCCGGUGCGGCGCCGUCCUCUCGCCCAUCACGGACUUCGAAUUAUACGCUUCGGCUUUCUCCGAGCGCUACCUGGGCAUGCCGAAACCGGACCCCCGGGCGUACGCGAUGUCCAACCUGGCGCACCGAGCGUCUCAGUUCCUGGACAAGAAAUUCCUCAUCGUGCAUCCGACGGCGGACGAAAAGGUUCACUUCCAGCAUUCGGCCAAACUCAUCGCGCAGCUGAUCCACGAGAAGGCCAACUACACUUUGCAGAUCUACCCGGACGAGGGCCACUUCAUCCGCAACGAGGCCACCCGCCAGCACCUGAGCCAGUCGCUGGUCAACUUCUUCGAGGAGUGCUUCAGGCUGCCCGAGCGCCUCUCGGGCGACGAACCGGACGACGACGACGACGACGGCGAGGACGAAGGUUAGCCUGAGCCGGUUCGGAGCAAUCCCCCGCCCCCAACCCCCAUCCCCUUCCCUCCACGAAAACGGCCCCGGUACCAUGCGACUAUCCGGUCCACGCGCCGGACCGCCAGACUGCCUCCGCAGCAGCCGAACCGUCUCCUCCCGCCAUUUCGUCCGUCCCCUAGCGGGCUCCGGAACGUUCCCACGGACGAGCUCCCGCGCGGGUUUUAACGCUCGCUGGUGAAGUUGUAAUAUAAUGAAAAUCCAACGCCUGCUCGGUAGCAUCGAUAACAUUUUUUUGCAGAGGAGGACUAUUUUCUAAAGUUGUGAUGAACUUUUCAUGUUGGGCUGUGCUUUUUUUUUUUUUUUUUUUUUUGGAUUGUUCUCAACGUACGUUACAAAAAGCACACGAAAAAACAUCCGCAGGACUUUUGAAAGACUUUAAAUGUUCCCGUUUUCGCUGUGUAGUCCCUUCGUGUUCUGUUCUGGGUGGGAAAGAAUUUGAAUUUCCUGAAUUUUUCUGUCACCUUACUGCCUUAUUUUGUCGAAAAGGUUGAACGCUCACUCAACUGUUAGCCUAGCAUGAAGACGCGAGCUAAGUUGGUUAGCCGGACUUCUCAAAAGAAACAUGGCGGUUAUGUCCUUUAAAGCGAACGUGAAUGUUUUGAAAAAAAAAAAAAAAAAAAAUUGAGAGAGUUCUAGAAGCGUGUUUACUUAAAAGUAAAGUUAGCAACAAAAUCCCACUCAUUCCUUUUUGAAGUGACGCUAAUCCUCCGAUAGCACAUUUCCCAAAAAGUUAUUAUUAUUUUUUUUUUUUUAAUGAAUGAUCCUGCGUGAUAAUAUUUGUGGAAUUCUUGAUGGAACCGCUGACGGUUUGAUGCUUGUCAAAGAUAUUUUUUCCAACUGUGUAAAUGAACCGAGCCGCAACGGCGACAUUAGCGCAAGGCUAACGUGUACAGAGUCUGCAUGGCGUGUCGUUUUCAAAAUGGCCGAGUUUAUAUUUGCUUACUAUAUUCAUAAUUAUGCUGUUGGCGACGAUACAUGCCGUGAUGUCAAGCUAUCCAAAUAUAUCAGCGGGUGACGGCGCGGAGACGUUUGUGUGGAAAUUGUUGGGAUCAACGCAAACAUCACGUCGGAGGUUUCAUAAUUCAUAACCCGCUCUUUGACAUUUUGAAUGUUCCUUAGUGGAAAAGAUCAAUUACAUCUCUUCGCCACGCCAAUGUCAUUCAACGAAAGACCAUAUUUUAUCCACGUUAUCGUCGAUUUACGUGAGCCGGCUCUUUGGUGGAAUGAAAAUUGAAUAUCGAGGCGGCAACUUUUUUUGUUUUCGACUUGUCCUCCAAAUCAAAGCGAGAGGUGGCGAACAAACGAUUCCAAUAAAUACA
Molecule: messenger RNA, 3904 nt
Organism: Syngnathoides biaculeatus (alligator pipefish)
Lineage: Eukaryota; Metazoa; Chordata; Actinopteri; Syngnathiformes; Syngnathidae
Product: dipeptidyl aminopeptidase-like protein 6
Exons: 26
Coding region: 90-2543 (817 amino acids)
Biological process (GO): proteolysis
Molecular function (GO): dipeptidyl-peptidase activity; serine-type peptidase activity
Source: RefSeq, a predicted model, not a curated record